Paramuricea clavata is the source of this 9418-nucleotide messenger RNA. Lineage: Eukaryota; Metazoa; Cnidaria; Anthozoa; Malacalcyonacea; Plexauridae. The record is from the annotation of a GenBank genome assembly.
ACCAAUCAGAAAGCGUAUAGUAAGUGGACCGAACCGUUUAUAAUUUUGAUAUCUUAUACAAUACAAGUUAGUUUAUCUUGGUUGUUCUUGUUAGAAAGAUUUCAACACACUUUGAAACUUAAUAUGGAACUCGCUUUCUUAAACAUAAAUAAUGUAAGUGUAAAAUUUCAUAUCAAUAGUGAUCAAUUUUAUUCGAACACUCUAUUUGCCGGUCAUGGAAAGCCUGACUGAUGUUAAAUUUUCUAUUCAUUUUAUAGGAGGAUGACCUUGAAACUUACAAAACUGCUACAGUUACUGACAAAGAAAGCAAGUCACAACAAACGGGUAAUGAAAGUGAAGCGGUUGAUCCGUGGGCACUGCCUGAAUUUGAAAGAACUGGUCCAAAAUGGCAAGGUAACUUAAAUUUUGGCGCAAUUUUACAUUUGCCGGUUGAUUCAUUUCAAUUCAUAAAUGGCGCCAUUUCUUUUCUUUAGAAUUAACGACGGGCGGUAAAGUGAACCUCGUUAUUCGCACUUUUAUCAAGAUUAUCUGCCUUCUUUGCCUUCUAUAUUUGUUCAUAUGUUCCCUAAACUUUCUCAGCUCUGCUUUCCGGUUACUGGGUGGGAAGACGGCUGGGAAAGUGUUUGCUGCCGACGGAAUACUCUCAAAUCCUGUUGCUGGUUUGAUGAUUGGACUUCUAGCAACUGUUCUGUUUCAAAGUUCUUCCACUACCACUUCAAUAGUCGUCGCAAUGGUCUCCUCAGGCAGUAAGUAUGGUGCAGUAAAAUUUGAAAGAAAUUUGAAGAAUAAAUGUAAUAAUAUAAAACCCCAAGCUAAGGCUAUUUACAGUCGUGCCAAUAGAAGCGUCUUUAUAUAAAUACAACUUUUAUAUAUAUUAAACCUGAUACCGAAACAAACCACCGGCUACCUUGGUUUAUAAGUUAAACUAAAACCUAAAAGAACUUUAAUAAAAUUUUAAAUAUCUGUAUUUAUAGCGGAGCGCAAAUUUUUUUUUCAGUUUGUACUUUCGAAAACUCAUGGAAUUAGUUCGCCACGUGUUUGACUAAAUUGGUUGCCAAGGUCAACUUUGCCUUUGUCUAUGCAUUUUUCACUCCAAUGUAAAUUAGAUAAAAAUAUUAUUUUGAUCAAAAUGUGGCAGUAGAAGAACUGAGGAUGCUUAUUGUCUUGGCAUUAGGCAGGGAAUUUGCGUCAAAAGAUAGCUAGCCAAGUUUAUCGAAAUAUCAAAUUCCAACCAUAUGUCUCAAAUGUCGAUAUAUUAACUUCCGCUGCAGUUAUUUACAUAAUUGUCAUAGAAUUAAAUUCUGUCGUGUUACAUUGAUUUCGUAAUACUUUUAUGGCUACAAACUAGUAUUUCUAUAGAAUGUUUCAAUAUUGUAUGGAACGUAUGGUUUUGCAAGGACUUUGCCCCUUCAUCAAUUAUGAAAAUUAUUUUUUGUUGUUAUUUUUUAUUAAUUAAUCAAUUGGCAAUUGCAGUGAUGGGGGGGGGGAGGGGGGGUGUAUAGGGGUAUACAAGUCCGCCGAUCCGCCCAAAUUUGAAGCAAAAUCUGCGAUCCAACAAUGGUCUUGUCUAAAUUUGAAUCCGCUAAAAACUCUACUAUGAAGUCACAAUCCAGGAUCUGAACUAAAUUGCAAGCUAAAUCCACAAUAAUCCGAGCCUAAAAUAUUAGAUAAAUCCGCAAUCUGAACUUGUAUUAAUAAGAUCCGCAAAUCUGUGUAAAAUAUUCGCCAGAUCCAAAAUCCGAACAAUUUGUUCUGUGAAAUCUGACCCGAAAACCUAUUCAAACCUCAGUGAUAUAAAGUAAUAGUAUGCAUGCUUUUUUACUUUGAAAUCUGGUGUGGACAUAAUUAAAUAUAGUUAUAUUGUGCCCUAGUUUAUUAUUUUACUCUGUUUUACACCAGAUUAUUGAACUAUAGCUCUGUCUAAUGCAGACAAUUUUACUCAUGCAAGGGGAUAGGCUGUUGCUCAAUGGGUUAAGCAAAUUAAUUAAGUAUUUAAUUUCAGGCAAUAUGUUUGAGGACUGCAAUUACCCCCACCAAAAGGUCAUAAUAAGUUUCUGUCACUAAUGUUUUCUAUUUUUUACAGUCCUGGAUGUUGGACAAGCAAUUCCGAUUAUCAUGGGAGCAAACAUUGGCACCUCUGUGACCAACACCAUAGUUUCCAUGGGUCAUGUGAAACAGCGUGAUGAGUUUCGUCGAGCAUUUGCAGGAGCAACAGUUCAUGAUCUGUUCAACUGGCUUACAGUCCUUGUCCUACUGCCAACUGAAGUUAUAACGAAGCAUUUCUUUGGCUCUUCCUAUCUUUUCUACUCCUCAAAAGCUAUCACAGAUGCAUUGGGCAUUGAGAAAAAGCAAGGAACUAAAGUAGAAUUUCUAAAGACUAUAACCAAACCUUUCACCAAUCAAGUUAUUAAAAUAGACAAAAAUGUAAUCAAACGUAUUGCUGAAGGUAAAGAUGUUGCUGCUGAUGAAAGUUUGAUCAAGUACUGGUGUAAGACAACCAAAGUUUUCAACAACACCCUGAAUAAAACUGUCAAAGUUGGAGUGGAGCCAUGCAAGUUUCUUUUCCAUGAUACAGGAAUGAAAGAUUCAUUGGUUGGCAUUAUUUUAUUAGUUCUUUCUAUUGCUUUGCUCUGCUUUUGUUUGGUGUGUAUAGUUAAAUUAUUGCAUUCAAUGCUGAAGGGCAAUUUAGCUUCAGUUGUUAAGAGGACCAUUAAUGCUAAUUUCCCUGGGCCAUUUAAGUAUUUUACGGGGUAUUUUGCCAUUUUGGUUGGCGCUGGUAUGACCAUGUUGGUACAGUCCAGUUCAAUCUUCACAUCAGCACUAACACCAUUGGUUGGAAUUGGCAUUGUGACAAUUGAGCGUAUCUUCCCAUUGACACUUGGUGCAAACAUUGGUACCACUGGUACUGCUAUUCUAGCUUCCCUUGCUAGUUCAUCGAACUUUCAAGCAGCAUUACAAAUUUCUCUGUGCCAUCUAUUGUUCAAUCUGACAGGAAUAGCCAUCUGGUAUCCAUUGCCAUUCAUGCGGAAUGUUCCUAUCAAGUGUGCCAAGAAACUUGGUGAUACAACUGCAGACUAUCGUUGGUUUGCAUUGGUUUAUCUUGUCAUAUGCUUCUUUAUUCUACCUGCUACAAUAUUUGGGUUAUCCCUAGCUGGUGCGUACAUCCUACUUGGUGUCCUUGUUCCUAUUGCCACCUUGCUGUUGUUGGUUGUAAUAAUCAACCUUCUACAAAACAAGAUGCCUUCCAUCCUACCCACAUUACUAAGGACAUGGAAAUGGCUUCCUGAGUGCCUGCGCUCACUGAAACCCUAUGACAAAGUGUUUGUCAAAAUCAUUGAGGUGUUUAAAAGUUGUUGUGGUAAGAAGCAAUGUGCAGUUGAUUGUGAUGAACCAGAAACUUAUGUUUAAGAUUACAUUAUAUAAAAAUUUAACAUGCUUGACCUUAUUAACUCUUUCUCAUCCAUACACAUUCCCAUUGGGAAAUGAAUUUGUCAGGCUUUCUGGUUUGUGCUAAAGAAAAAAACAUGAUAGAGUCAACAAGUGUUGGGUCUCAGCCAUGCCCAUAACAUACAAAUUUAAGUUUGACUUCAGAUGUGGAUGGGAAAGAGUUUUAAUGCAUACAUUUGAAGUAAAUUGAAUGCUAACCCAACACUUUUGUGUUUCAUAAUUAUAUUUCAAAGAAUAGAAAAAUCUGCAAUAGGUUUUUACUGAUCAAAAUAUGAUUAUAAAACACAAAAGUAUUGUUGUGUUCUACUUAUACCAGGGAAAUUGCUCAAAAUUCAUUCAGGCUUUGGCACAUUCACAUAUUUAUAUUAAGUUCUACUCCUUGAAUCUUUUGAGCCAUCUGCUCCAUAACAAAAAUAUCAAGUAGUCAAUGAUGCUUCAUGCUUGUGCAUGAGCUUUAAAAUAAUUCUUUAUUAAUUUUAUAUAAUGUUUUAUUGUGUGAUAAACUGAUAAUUCAUAUGGCCCCAUCUAAAGUAUUAACAAGAAAGUUCCUAGUUUGAUUAACUACGUUAUAGUAACUGUGAUCAUCUCUAAUGUUCACAAGAAUUAUAGUAACAAAUUAAAAAAUUUAUAUAAAGAUAUUUAUGAAAGAGAUUACUAGAAAAAUUAUUAUUAAAAAUUUUUAGAAAAUGGGUGCUUUCUUGUUGAACAUAUGAAUUGUUUAACAUGUUUAGAAAAGCUCUUGAAGUUGCUUUUUCAUAGUUAAUUUAUAAAAUAGUUAUGUUAUUUUAUUUUGUGUAUGAAUGAAGUGCUAAUAAAGUUCUUAUUUGUUCACUUUAAUGCCAGGGAAUCUCAUAAGACCUUCAGCAGGUGAGUAUUGUACAAAUAUUAAUUUUUAAUCCUUGUAGUUUGUUCAUUGUUUUUGUUUCACGGCCUUGCUACCAACCAACUAGUAACCAUUCUUUUGUAAUAAGGGUAUAAUUUAGCUUUCUAGAUAAUUUCCCCACAGGCUAUAUUAUACGCAUUACCAAAAAGGAAAAUAACUCGAUAUUUCACAAUAUUGUUACCACAGUUUCAAGAAAUAGCAGUAAACAGUUACUACAACAAAUUGAUGCCUCAAUAUAUUGUGUGUAUAAUACACCCACGUAGUCUGAUGAUGGCAUUGACAUGAAACUGCAUGCAGUUACCGAAUUUUAAAACUUUUUAAUUUACCAUUUUUUAAGUUUAACAUUAAAUUUUAAUACAGCAAAUUGGCCAACAAUGUUUGAAAUAAUUUUAUGACAAUAUAUCAUUUUUGCAAUGACGUCAUUUUGGGAUGGUAUAUUAAGUCAACAGAAUAUACAUAAAGCCACAUACACCACAGUCCACACCAACCCAAUUGUCCCUGAUUUAUAUCUAACUGAUGUGCUGCUUAUUUACAAUUAUUUAGCUUUGUUUCCAGAUUCUACUACUGUAUUUGCACUACAUAUGUUUCUUCCAUUCGUAUUUUAUUCACUUUUGUCUUUACUAAAAUUCUAAAUGAUUUCUCCACACCUCUUCAGACAUAGUUGAUAGUUCUCACUAACGUAACGUCUUACUUGACAUGAAGCCGUACUUGGUAGGUUUAUCCCUUUAAGUGGCAAUGCGCCCUAUAGCUAUUUAAUAGUUAAUACUUUAUUAUUUUACACUCUCUAACGCCAGACGAUUUUACUCGUCAAUGGGGGAUUGCUGCCAAUCUAUAGGUUCAAAAGGAUUUUCCGUUCCUUGAUAGAUAUACACAAAAACUAAAUAUUUAUUCGUUGGACAUUUCCCUUGGCUUUGAGUUUGGCCUAUUUAUAUGUGCAAUAAAAUAUUUCUUUGAGGAUCAUUGAAAAGCAAAACCUUUUGACUUGUUCUUAUUUACGCGUGCAAAAUAAUUUAAUUUAUUUCUUCCUGCAAAAUAAUCUAAUUGUUUGUUUGUGCCCUUUUUAGGUUUCGUUGCCGUUGGUUUUCGAUUACUUCUCACUCACUUGAUUGCGUGAUUUUUACAAUCGGAAUGACAUUAACUAGUCAUUAGAUGCACAAUCUGUAUGAACCAAGCAAACACCAAUAUCAUAAUAGGGCAACGUUGUUAUGCAACAAUAUUGUAGUUGCGAAAAACAUGGUGUUGCUUGUAACAGUAUUCCAUGCAUUGUAUAUAAAUAUUGCAUGACUACGCUGUUUACAAGACGCAUUGCGCAACGUUCAUGCAGAACUGGUAAUUGCAUCAGUAUGCAAUUAAUUUCUUUUACUUGGUGUUUAUAGCAAUCUCGUUCCCCGAGCCUGCGAUCCUCGGGAAGGAACGCGAGGCUCUGGGAUAAUCCGUUGCCGGAAGCCAGGAAUUGUGGCUAAGAUUGAACUACGCAUCCAUUUCAACGGCCAAUCAGAUUCCUCCCCGAAACGGAUUAUCCCAGAGCCUCGCGUUCCCGAGGAUCGCAGGCCCGGGGAACGAGAUUGUGUUUAUAGCUACAUGCACAUAUACUACCGUUUCUGCACCUGUUUGUUGUGAUCCAAAGAACAAAAGAUAAAACAAAAGUGAUAUUCAUCCGAACUAACUUUGCAUGAAAAAGAGGUUCGUAAAUGGCAGAACGAGCACCGACGUACAUGCAGUCUUGCACUUGUGCAAUACUAACAAUGCAUAAAUAUGAAGUUCGAAUAAUGUAUGUUUGGCUAAAAUUUCGUAACCCGUCGUCCAUGACAUAUUGACAAUUGAAUUGUGUUUUCAUGCAUGAGAAACACCUGUGAAAAUUUAAGUUUAAAAGAAAUUUGUAAAACUCAGUCAGCUCCUGCCACUUCGAAAAUAUUCACUCAAACUUCAGUGGACUCUCGAGUAAAAAAAUUGCGGAACGAGAAAUAUUUUCUUAACUAAAGUAACUUACUUUAUAGACUAUAUUUUUUGGGCGUUAAUAAAGGCCAUGUUGCACGAGGCAACUCUUGCUGCAACUUGCAAUUUCUCAAACAAAGCCAUAUUAUAUUUAAGGUAUUCACAGAAAGUCUGUGAACACGGCCCACUUCGCUCCCCCAAAGUGUUUUCAUUCUCAUUUCUUUCAUGCCUUCAAUUUCCUCCAACCUCUUUCCUCCACACAAGCAAAGAGCCUGGGGUCGAGAUUGUCAUGGUGAGAAAAACGUCGGCGGGGUAAAACCUGGGCCAUGCUUUCCAUACGAGUACUUGUUAAAUAACAUGGAUCUGUGUCAGAAAAUGCGUUGCAAGUUGCAGCAACAAUUACCUUGUGUAGCAUGGCCUUAUCAGUAUUCCCUUGUAUCUGUGAGCUCUUUUAAAAUGUUUCGAUUGAAUCUGGAUUCGUCUGAAAGGGCUAAGAUUAUAUAGGCAUACAUUGUGAUAAAUAAUACGUUGAUUGAUUCGUGACGGGCAGUAAAGCCAGUUUUCCACUUCAAGCGUACCGUACCGAAACGUAUCAAAAACAUUUCAAAAUUUAGCCUGAAUGUUGAUUGGUUAAUACUUCCGUAGUACGUCAGGAAGUUGACUUGCGGCGAACUCUUCAUUUUGAUGCGCGAAGCCGAAUACACCCGGAAGUACGUGGAUUUGUUAACCUCUUCAAGCUGCGCAUGCUCACUAGUACGUUUCGGUGCGGUACGGUUGAAGUGGAAAACUGGCUUAACUCGCAGUAGUAUGCGGUAGCUGCGUAUACUUAUACACACAAGAGAGCUCAAUUCUGCACUUGUCAGCAAACCACCUUGCAUACAUGACAAUCCUGUUAUAGAAUUUCGAAUGUAUGUCUAACACUCUACUUCGGUUCUCAUUUCAGGUACGGACUCUCUCUUCAUGUGGUAAAAUUGUAGUCUUCCUCAGUACGAUAACAGAGAACAAGACAUACAACGUGAGAGAUGCGUCAUUUCCGAUUUGCCAUGGUUUCUAAUUUUGAAAAAAAAGUUCGGCAUACCAUGAGUACUCGUACACAACUAACUGCAUUAGUAUUUCAUGCAUGGUACAGACAACUGUACAUUUUUAGUCUAUAGUCACUAUUUCUCUGCUUUACGUUAUUACUGUAUGAUUGGUACCAUGGAUGCGAAACAAUGUCAUGAAAAAAUGUUUUGUUAUAUAUAUAUAACUAGUGCUUAGCGCUAAAUGUGUCAAUGAGGUGAUUUGUGGUACUUUUGAAUUUUGAUAAAUGCAUUGACAUCACGCCAAGUAACAAGUGAAAUAUUUUUGCCGACCGGCUAAUGCGCCGAUCAGAACGAAGGUGUAACAUCCCCCGGGCAUUUGACUUUUUGGAUUUUGCAAUGAUCAAAUCUCCCGUAUAUUAAAGUAAAAAAAAACCCGGAAGUAGUGGUGCCGUCUGUGGUGGUCAAAUACCCCAUUGUAAAUUUAAUUUGAAGGUUAAAAUUCAAAAAAACUUUCAACUUCCCCAGUCCAUUCUGGUCGAUCCGAUCAAUAUUGAACAUAAUUCACAUUUUGACUUCGAAAAUCGUUUAAUAAAAAUUUCGUCAUUUUCUUGAACACAAAAUCAAAAAAUGUGCUUUUGAUUGACACGUUAAAGCCUGUGGUUUCUUAUGUCAGCGGGAAGCAAGUAUAUCUAUAAUAGUCUUCAUGUUAGGUAAACUAAAAGUUUUUUAGUUGUGGUCAAAUCCAUCCCCGUCCUCAUUAUAAGUGGAAUCAAAUGCCCCACCACUUUAAAUUUUUCGACAACAAAUGCCCGCCCCUAGGGAAAAACACGAAUGGCAAAUGCCCCUCUCGUACCCGGGAAGGGAUGUUACACCUUCGUUUUGAUCAGCGCAUAUCGUAUACAUGCCGAUAAAAUGGAGCCAGUCAGGGCUGCAUAAUAUAGCGGACCACGGAACCAUUGGUCCCAGACAAUUUUUGGGGUUGGCAGAAAAAAAUCGAGGGUGAAGCAAUUUUCCCGGGCCCCAGGCUUUGGGGGGCCCCCAGGCAAAAUAUUUAUGGUUUUCGGGUAAAGUACGUUCGUAGCCUGAAAUAAAGUAGGAAAAGUCCCACGAAAGCAAUGAACACAUCCUAGUCCGGAAAAUUUUUUUGUUGACCGGAGGGAGGUGAUAGAGGGUCCCCAAAUUGCAGAAAUUUGUUUCGUUGGCCUUGCGGUCUCAGAAAAUAAAAUAUUUUAUGCAGCCCUGGAGCCAGUCCAAAUCAUUGUCCAGACUGAAUAGCUUUUUCAGUCUAUCAAGAGAAUACAGUAUCUCAUAGAGAAGAAAAAUACUCAACAGGAAAUGUAGGCUCGGUUCCAGCCGUUCCCUCUUGUGGGCUCCCUCCAAGAGUUCCCUCCAAGAGAGCCCACAAGAGGGAACGGCUGGAACCGAGCCUACAGGAAAUGCUGCUGAAAGCCUUUUACUUAGCAGGUUAUUUUAUUCAUGUCCAGAUCAUUUACAAUUACAAAGCGUUUUUCAUUCAUGAAAUAAAAUUGUUGUUUGAAUAUAAUAGUUGUGGAAACAGUAAUAAAUUUACGUGGUGUUUCCACAAACAAAACUAUUAUAUGUUUUAUCGCCAUGCAAACAUGCAAAGAACUUAUUGUUGUUUGAAUGUUAUAUUUCUUUGUCACUCGGCUAAUACAACAAAACAACAAGCGCUCGCUUGUUUUUCCCGCUUAAAUCGCACUGUUUACCUCGACUUCGUCAAUGUUUUAUCUUCGGAAAAAAACAAAACUAUUGAGCCGCUCUGUCGAGCGUCAUCUUUUUCAAUAAUAUUACUUAUUCUUGUAUAAAUAUUCAAUAUCUAUUUCUAUAAUAAACAAAUUAUUUUUAACACCAAUCAUCUGUGUUGUUAUAAUCAUAUAUGUUGUGUCUUGAUCUCAUGACCUCCGCCAUAUAGACUAUAGUUGGACUAUCGCAUAUUCGCAUACAUCAGAUAGUGGCGUAACUGGCGGGUGUCCAGAGACGGGGGGGCACACGCCUGGGGGGGGGCAAAAAUGACCAUAACAUUUUUGCUAGUACUUUGGGCAAGUUGCCCUGAGCCCCACUUAUAGAGUGAGGGCCCGAAACUUCGCAACGGGUGGUCCCCAAAAGCAGG